Molecule: messenger RNA, 563 nt
Organism: Triticum aestivum (bread wheat)
Lineage: Eukaryota; Viridiplantae; Streptophyta; Magnoliopsida; Poales; Poaceae
Exons: 2
Coding region: 4-513 (169 amino acids)
Source: RefSeq, a predicted model, not a curated record
GUGAUGGCUACUGCCAUUACUACCACAUCCGCCACCUAUUUCUUCUUGCUUUGCUUGCACGCCUGCAACACCAAUUCCUUUAGAUUCCACAUUCGUCUUUCAACCCCUAACGACGUUCCGCUACUCCAAGAUCAAGAGGAUGGUGAAGAUUCAUGCUCCUUAAAAGCAGACAGGAAGAAGGUUCUGGCUCAUCAAGGGAGCUGCUUGCAGAAGCGAGGUUGUGGUGUUCUUGGAUGCGAUGGUGCCGUGGAGGAUGGAGGCGCGGCUGGCGGCGACGGUGCGGGCGGCCCUCCUCGGCUGGCUCUUCUUCUGCCUCACCGUCGCCAGCGACGUCGCACGCCAACUCAGGAGCAGCGAUCUCUCCGUCUAAGGCCGACCGCGUUCGGCAUGGCCGACGGCGAAGAACCGACUCUGCGUCUACAGAUUGAUUUACAGGAGGGUAACCAGAUGCGAUUUUCCAAAGUAGUGCUCGUCUUUAGAAGACGGCUGUCCUUAAGAGUUAAGACUCAUUGAGCAGAUGCUCCCUGUAAAUUUUCAACUAAAGCGUGUUGUUCCUUUGCUCA